Messenger RNA from Antechinus flavipes (yellow-footed antechinus), 2869 nucleotides. RefSeq names its product serine peptidase inhibitor, Kunitz type 1 (gene SPINT1). The coding region runs from base 84 to 1871 and encodes 595 amino acids. The record is from RefSeq and is a predicted model, not a curated record. NCBI's taxonomy places the organism in Eukaryota, Metazoa, Chordata, Mammalia, Dasyuromorphia, Dasyuridae. Gene Ontology annotation, molecular function: serine-type endopeptidase inhibitor activity; protein binding. The transcript has 11 exons.
UGUAGGGUUGGAGGAAAGGGGAACCGGCUGAGCUGGGGAACCAAGGGGCAGUGGGAGGGGCGGGGCCAGCGGCGCAAGAGUUAAUGUCCGGCCCCGCCCCGACCUGGUGGCCGCUGACUCAGUUUCACCUGAAACUCAGCGGGAGGUGGAGGUUCCCGGCCGAAGGACUCGCGGUCUGGGAAAUACAAGGCGACCGUCGGAGCCGCUCCGGGAGCACCGAGAAGGGCCCCACUCCGCCCCAUUCACCUGUGCAGGUCCCAAACACCUUCAGAGCACAGAGCUACUCUAGAAAGGCGAACCUCCUUGGGAGGAAGGUGAUCCUCCCCAGGAGGAAGAUGACUCCCAGCUGCUGCCCCGCGGCCUGGAUCACGACUACUCUGUGGCUCCUGGUGACGUCCCACCUUCCAGACAUAGUGACUGGACAGCUGCCUGUGUCCCCUGGGAAAACGGCUGGCGCUAAAUGUUUGGAACAGUUUACAGUUGGGGUACCAGCCUUUGUACUGGACACAGACGCCUCCGUUGGCAAUGGGGCUACUUUCUUGGGCUCUCCCGAAGUGCGUAGGAGCUGGGAUUGUGUUCGUGCCUGCUGCACCACCCCAACUUGCAACCUGGCCCUGGUGGAACUGCAGCCUGGUAGGGGUGAGGACGCCAUCUCUGCCUGUUUCCUUCUCAACUGCCUGUAUGAGCAGACUUUUGUUUGCAAGUUCUCUAGAAGAGAGGGUUUCCUUAACUACCUUACCAAAGAAGUGUAUGAGUCCUACCGAGAGCUGAGGAAACAAGGCUUCACAGGAGCUCACCUUCCCAAGUCUUGGGCUGGCAUGGAAAUAAAGGUACAACCUCAGGAGCCCCUAGUGCUCCAGGGUACAGAGAAUACUGACUGGCAACUUAUCCAAGGAGAUGCUGAUGUGAAGAUACAGAAAAAGGAUCCUGAUCAACUAGAACUCUCACAACUAAAAGAAGGAACUUACGUCUUUCAGUUGACUGUAAAGGAGCCUGACCAAAAUCAGGAUACUGCCAACUUCACUAUCACUGUCCUGUCAUCUAAGCAGACAGAAGAACACUGCCUAGCACCCAAGAAAGUGGGCCGUUGCCGAGGCUCUUUCCCCCGAUGGUACUAUGAUCCCACUGAGCAGCUCUGCAAAAGUUUUGUCUAUGGUGGUUGCCUUGGCAACAAGAAUAACUACCUUAGGGAAGAGGAGUGCAAGAUGGCCUGUAAAGAUGUACAAGGUCCUUCAAUCCAAAGGCAACAUCCAGUAUGCUUGGGGACUUGCCAGCCUUCCCAGUUUCGCUGUCAGGAUGGCUGCUGUAUUGAUGGCUUCAUGGAGUGUGAUGACUUGCCUGAUUGCCUGGAUGCCUCGGAUGAAUCAGCUUGUGACAACUAUACUAAAGGCUUUGACGAUCUCCAAAGCUUCCACUUUCCUAGUGACAAAGGACACUGUGUAGACUUGCCAGACACGGGGCUGUGCCAUGAAAAUAUCCCUCGAUGGUACUAUAACCCAUUCAGUGAACGCUGUGCUCUUUUCACCUAUGGAGGUUGUGAUGGCAACAAAAAUAACUUCCUGGAUGAGGAAAAGUGCCUCAAGUCCUGUGAAGGCAUCUCCAAGAAAGAUGUGUUUGGCCUUCGACGAGAAUCCCUGCAUCCAAACUCAGGUUCUGUGGAGGUGGCUGUGGCUGUGCUCCUGGGGACCUGUAUUGUGAUUGUGGUCACCAUCCUAGGCUAUUGCUUCUUCAAAAACUAUAUGAACAGAAGCCUCCGAGGUCAUCACCCCCUCCAUCAGCACCUCCCUCCCCCUACGCCAGCCAGCUCCACGAUCUCCACCACAGAGGACACAGAACACUUGGUCUACAACCAUACCACUAGACCCCUCUGAGCUGGGGUCUCCCCUGGGUACUGUGGGCUAUGAGUUCUGGCUUACCUUAACCUUGCCCCCAACCCCCUCCUUAGUUUCUGUCCCAUCAAGAAUGGAGGGCCAGUCAGCUUCUCAGUCUCUACCACUGAAGACAUGGGGCACUUGGUCAGACCCCUCCCGGCCAGGGUUAUCCUGGGUGUUGUGAGGCGGCAUUUCUGGCCAGCUCUAACUCGACUGAGUCCCCAUCCUUCGUUUCCUUCAUUAUCAAGAAUGGAGGACAGGGCGGAGAAAAAUUGGGCUUAAGGUCCUCCCCCUCAUUUCCUAUUGUAUUUGGUUCUGUUUUGGAGCCCAAAUCUCCUGCCCUUCCUUGGUACAGCUGCCUUGGCUGUGGGGCUGGAAACACAGUUGGCAUUGCAAGAGACUUGAGUAGGCAAAUGAAGACAGAAUGCCCUGUUUGGAAGGUCCUGUCACCUACUUCGGACUGGGAAAAUUGCAUUCUCUUCCUUUACAAAAUGGUCUGUGAUUCUACCCUUUCCCUUCCUUCCCCAGAGCUCUUACGCACAUGGCAGGGUAGAGGAGGGGAGGUGGUACCGUGACAGCCAGGUGGCGGCCGGAGCUGCUCCUACCUCCAGGAUCUGUCCUUUCCUUCCUGAUUACCUCAUUAUGCUUAGGCUCCCUUUGUCUGCCCCCUCCCAGUCACCCUGCUGGGAGCCUGUAUAUAAAGUUUGUUUUUGUUUAUUUAAUGAGCAGGGACUGGAGCCUGUCUCUGUGUUCCUGUCUCUAGUCCAGCUUCCUCUUCUGGGCCUGAAGAGGUCUGGCAGCUCUUGUACCUAAUGUCUGGGCUUGAGCAUGAUGGUGUAGAAGAGCUGAAAGGGAGAGGAGUUUGAAAACUCCCUCUGCCUUCCCCUCGGUCUCUUCCUCAAUGAAGGGAUGUUAUUUUCCUCCAGAGGAGUCAUCACCCCCCACUCCCCAGUCUUUGCCACCUCUUCCCUCAUUGUAAUAAAAAGCUAUGGGUCCGA